AUGGUUUUCGUUCGUUUGUGUAUUAUUGCUGCCUUUACAUUAUGGUCUGGGUAUUACACUCAGGCGAGUUCUACGAAAACAACCGGUUUGCCAUCUUUGAAAUUCCAAUUUACGCUCAAACGUAGCACCGUGAAGGUACAAGGCUUGACUGAAUUGUCCGUCUUUGCGAACCCCAUCGAAUUGGACGGUGGUGACAGUGUACUCUACGAUGUCUUUUCAUCAUUCACUGAACGCGAUACAGUGCACAACUACUACCUUGUCAAUGGAAUUGGUAUGUCUUCAAGUGUCUCAAACUUUUGUACUGAAAAUGUGACCAUGCAAUGUCAGGAUUCCCUACUCGACGACAUUCCACCGAUUAACACUAUCAUCAGUGCGUUAAACGAAGCAACUGCUAUCUCAAGUGAGGCAGGAACUUUUCAAAGUGCGGUGGAGUGCCCGAAUGGAAAUCUAUUCAAGGUUACGAUCAACAACAUCGAUUUUGCAUUGUGCACAUUGGAUUCGCUGGGAUUUACGAUGCACGGCAGUGAUAUGGACGUGAAGGUUGAGUAUCUCAAUGCCCACCUGAACAUUAGAAUUCCGACUCCGACUUCGGAACUAAACUGCGACACAGUGGCGACUCGUAGCUCCAUUACACAGAUUGGAAAGUAUUUGUUGACUGGAAAACUGAUGCAAGGCAAUGCGAGAAGUUUGAAAGCUGCGUUCAGUUUUUCGUCGAUAUUUUCGUCGAAAGGUUCGUCGUCCUGUUCGUGCAAAUCGAGACGUCGCCCGUGUAUCUUCGUUCAUGGAUUGGGUAUAAAGGAUGAAACGCCGGAGAAUCAGGAUAGCUUUACGAAAUAUUGGGGUCCUUACUUGCCCGACCACAUGUCGUGCUGUUCAUCGCUCAAGUUCACACACCUGAAUACGUGGUAUGAUCCAUGGACAAGCAGAACCCAACAGCAAAAAGCGUGUGAUCGUAUCCUGGCUGUGAGUGACAAAAGUACAGAUGGUAAGAUCGUUGAUACCAUCGUCGUUACGCACUCACUGGGUAAUAUGGCAUUUGCUGGUGCACUUGCCAACGGACUUUGCACGCUAGACUCUAGCUCAACGUGGGUGGGCUUGGCGGCACCUAUGAAGGGUAGUAUGGCGUCAGAUUUUGCCCAGAAGUCCUGUGCUGGAAAAACCAACAGGGUCAUAGAAGAAGUUGGAGACAUCUUUGGUCUAUGCCCUCCAACUGAUGCGUUGAGAGCGCUGUCAUACCAGGGUGGGGAAUACAGUUCCAAGAGCCUGGAUGCAGCGUACGUAGCUGCACAGAAAGCUUACCGGGCAAACGUGUUUGCAAUCAUGUGUAGCAAGUCAAGCUCCGGAAUUUUAUCCAUCCGCCAAAUCGGAUUUUGGGCUUUAACGAAAUUGGUUUCUCAUCACUCCAAGCAGAAUGAUGGCAUGGUAGAAUUCGAAAGCUGCGCUGGAGGGUUUCCUUCAUCGAAGUUUGGUAAAACCUGGAGAGAUCGUUUUUACUUGACAGAGCUGAAUCAUAGCGAUAUGAAAUUCUUCAACGGCGAUGGACUACGGAACGAGGCCAAGAUGCCUAUGAAAUGGUUUGAAUGCUUGUUAUAG
This is a messenger RNA of Peronospora farinosa, 1593 nucleotides long. Lineage: Eukaryota; Oomycota; Peronosporomycetes; Peronosporales; Peronosporaceae. The record is from the annotation of a GenBank genome assembly.